AUGGCAUCUAACAUUCUCCAGGAUCGACCAGUGAGACCUUUCGUUGACAGCUUAAUAGAAGAUGAGGCUGAGAGAGAGAUGCUGCUGGCCAAGCCGACGUGUUUCUUAAUUAUCGGAAAACCCGGUGUUGGAAAGUCAAUGCUGGCUAAAAGAUUAGCCAUUGCUUGGAGAUGUGUCCUCAUCGAUGAUACAGAGUUGUUGAAGAGCCACAUUGAAAAUGAGACAGACCAAGGCCUGGAGGUUAGUGCGAUCCUGAAUGAAGGCAAGAGCAUUCCAGAGGAGACAGUGAUGAAGCUGAUUCUUGAUCGACUUCAUUCUCCCGAGGUGGACCAUUACGGCUAUGUUCUGUGCGGCCUACCCUCAAUGUCAGAGGAGUGUCUGAAGAUUCCUGAGCAGAUAGAACUGAUCAAAAACCUCAGACUGAAUCCAGAUUUCAUCAUAAACAUCAAGUGUGCAGACAGAGACCUGACCCAGAGGCUGGGAGGACAGCGUCAGCAUGCAGAGACUGGUAGAGUCUUUCUGAAGGAGCAGUGGGACCCGGUUAAAAAGGAGGCCACCAAGAGGAGAAGUGAUGAAGAGGAGGAAGAAGAAGAGGAAGAAAACGAGAACGUAGAGGAAUCAGAAGAGGAGAUACCAGAGAAAGAGCUACAGAAAGAUAUGGUGACACAUCUCGUGAGACUGAGUGAGAAUUCACCAGAAAACGUCGAACGCAGGAUCUCACACUACAAAGACACUGUUCUGAGAACGCUGGAGGACUACAUGGCGGAUCAUGACCCAUUGUACUUAUUUGAACUUGAUGGGAACAAGGAGCCUGAGGAGCUAACUGCAUCUGUGCUGUCUCGUCUUGAGUCCAUGGCUGUGAGGAGUGCUGCUGUACCUGUUCACCUUCUGCAGUCAGAGGACGAAGAGAUCCCUGAUGACAUUAACACGGAUGAGGUAUUACGGGCCCUGGCCUCCUAUAAGAUGGUGUCCCCAGGUUUCCGUUGGCGGAGGAGUCGCUGGGGCCUUUCCUGCCCUGUUGCCCUCAGAGCGGGAAAGAUUAUCAGGGGGAAACCAGAAUUUGCCAUGGGGUUCCUAGAUAAGCUCUACGUGCUUUCAUCUAAGGAGGCCCUCCAGCUUUUCGUGGAGAACCCGCGGCGGUACCUGCUGCCCCCAAUGCCGCGGCCGCCCUGCAAGGUGGCGAUCAUCGGCCCGGCGUGCUCAGGGAAGACCAGUCUAAGCGGCCUGCUGGCCCAGCACUAUGGGGCAGUGGUGGUGGACAUGGAGCAACUGAUGGAGCCAGUGGUGACCAAGGCCAGGGAGGAGAGGCUGGAGAACAUCCGCCGUGAGGCCACAACCUCCGCCCUACAGAAGAUCAAAAUGAAAAUGGAACUCGAAGCCAAUCAAAGUCCAGAGCCAUCUGAGGAUCAACCUGAUGUUGAGGCUGUUGCCGUGGUAACAGAGCUGACGGAGGAUCACCCAGAGGUUCAGGCUCUUGUCAAUGAGGAGCUUAAGAAGGCAGGGCAGAUAGAGAUCCCGCCCCCUGCGGACCUGUACAUGGAGACGUUGGAAAAGCACCUGAGACAGAUCGAAGAGGAAGAUGCAGACAAGGAAUUUAAAAGAGGCUGGGUGCUGGACAACUUUCCCAGGAACAAGUCAGAGUUGGCGACAUUGCAGGAAUUAUAUGAAGGGAUCAUGCCAGACAUCCUGUUCUGUUUGAAGAACAAUGAGGAAGAGAGUAGGACUGUCCUGAGACGUCUCUACCAUAAGAACAAAGAGCAGGUAGAUUCUGCAGUGCUUACGAGGUUGCGAAAGGAGCACAAACAGAAAACUGAAAAAGCCCAGGAAUCCCUUCAGAGUGUUGGAGACUCAUCAGAGGGCUAUAAAACCACUGACAGCAUAUCCAAACUGGAGCCAGUGCCUGAGGAGUCUAAUGAGGGCGCAGCCAUGCCUGAGAAGGAGGAUGAACGUAAAGCCCCAGACUCUGAUGAAGAAAAAAGAGAACGAGCUGAAGCGGAGGUUAUGUUACCGGCAGACUGGGGACAGGCCGGCUUUCCGGACGGGCCGGAGAUGAACACCUUUAAGGUGCAGCUCAAACGCUUUGACCUGGACUGGGAGAGUAUGAAGUCCUGCAUCACACGAGGCUACGGCAUCCUGGAGAUCGGCCAAAAAACACAGCAUGAGCUUCUACAGGAGAUGAUCCACAAGAUGGAAAAGCCUUUAAAGUAUGUGAGUUGGGAGGUGGCGGGCGUAGACCUGGAUGAGGAAGAGGAGGAUCAUCAGGCCCUGCUGGAUAUACUGAAAGCAGAGGAGGCUGAGGAGGAAGAGGAACACGAGGCCGAGGAGGAAAGCGUCUCUAAGAAAAUGCUAGGGGACAGCAGGGAUUUCUGCUCUGUGGUUCUGAAGGAGAGAGGCACUCUGGUGCCCUGUUUGGACGACUACGCAGCCAAGUACCGUGAGAAGACUUACUGUUUCUCCAGCCCGGAGGCACGAGACAAGUUCAUUACGAACCCAGAACUUUACGUUUCACAAACGGAGCCACUGAAGGCCCCAGCGUUGCGGGUCUUGCUGCUGGGGGUGCGGGGAUCAGGUAAGACCACGCACGGCAGGUGGCUGGCAGAUCAGCUGGGUCUGUUUCACGUCCAGUUCCGUGAGCUUCUCCAGGAGAUGAUCGUGGCUAAGACGCAGAGCCGCGUGCCCUACUCAGACGACAAUGAGCCCGCUGAGGAGUCCCUCGAGGAGCUGCAGGCGACACCUACUGGCACGGAGGACAAGCAAGGCGAGGACCCCAUGCUGACUGAUGAAGAGGAGGCCAUAAAGUCGUAUCUGUCUGACAGGGAGCCGCUGCCUCAGGAAAUCAUGGAGAUGAUUUUGCCACAGUUUUGGGACAAAGAACCUUACAGGUCCACAGGUUUUAUCCUUGAGGGGUUUCCUUACAAUGCUGAAGAGGUGCAGUUCAUCAUGGAUCAUUACCUGUUCCCAGAUGUGGUCGUGGUCAUGUCGCUGGACGUGACGGACAUCGUGAGCUGGCAGUUGCCGCCGCGGCUGUCUCGGUGGCGGGAGAGACGAGAUCGAAAGAGAGAGAUCCAGCGAAGGCUCAAGGAACUUCGCACAAAACAGAGGGAAGAGGCUAUUGCACAGAGAAGAGCCCAACUCAGAGCUGAACACAUGGCCGCACAGCAGGUAAACACAGAGAGGGAGCAUGACGAAGAGGAGUCAGGAGAGGAGCAGCAAGACUGGGAGGAGGAGUUAGAGGCGACCAUCCUCGAGGAGUUCCCGCCUGAGGAAGACGAGGACACAGAGGAUGAAGAGACAGAGGAAAGCGCCAUGGAGCGACUGGAGAUGGAGAUCGGCGACAGAUUCGAGACAGACGAGAGCAACCUCACCAAGAUCUUGGACCUUUUGGCAGAUAACCAGAUUCCACGCCUGACAAUCGCCGCGAGUCGUAAGGCAAGAAUUGUGCAUUAUCAGCUGAUGCAGAAGGUUAAGCCCCUGCUGGAGAACAGGGAAUCCCUGUUCAUGAGCUGCCUGCCAAUCAACUUCUCCCUUGCCCGGAAGCUACUUUACUACUCCUACAAAUACAACAGUGCCUUUGGACGCUGGGAUCCAGUUAAGUACACAGAAGGGGAUCUGAUCCAGCCCAUGCAGAGUCCAGACAACCCCAGCUAUCCCGUCAUCUUCCGACAGUUCAUCUACUUCUUCGCCUCCAAGGAGACACGCAACACCUUUAUGACGAACCCACUUAAAUACCUCCGCCAGCCGAAGCCCAACCCCUCUCGGCCAAUCAAACUGGCCAUCGUCGGCCCGCCCAAAUCCGGCAAGACCACAGUGGCACAGAUGUUUGCUCGUGAAUACGGCCUGGCACGUCUGUCUGUGGGCAACGCCAUGCGUAUGGUGCUGAGCCGACAGGGCAGAACGGAGCUGGCGGCCCAGAUCCUGAGACACCUGAACCAGGGCCUGAACGUGCCUGACGAACUGGUCGUCCAGUGCCUGGACGUGGCCCUCAUGGAUCUGGUGUGCACCACCCGCGGGUUUAUAUUGGACGGUUUCCCCAUGACGAAACGACAGGCGGAGCUGAUGGAGUUUCACAGUAUCAUUCCCGUGAGAGUGAUGGAGCUGCAGUUAGAGACAGUGGAGAUCCUGAAGAGGGGCUGCAGAGACAAGAGGAAAGAGAACAGACCAUACCCGGUCCAUGACAGCCCUCACAUCCUGAACGUUAAGACGUCGUGUUUUAAGCGCGAGGCGGAAGCCGUGCGGCUGCACUUCCGACAGCAGUACGAUAACUGGGUUCCCGUCGCCGCUGACAAGAGCAAGUGGUGGGUGUGGAACCGGGUUCUAGAGGAAGCCAAUGUCAGCAUGAGGCACAUCAACACCUACCUGGAGAGAAUCCGCAGUGGUCAGGCCGCCAGCAUCUACCGUCUGUGUAUCACACCCCAGGAGCUCCAGUCUCGCCUGGGUGAGUUUGGCCACUACUGUCCUGUAAGCCUGGCACUACAUCGCCACCUGGUGGACUGUUCCCAUCACACCACUCUGGAGCUUGCCGCAGAGUUCAGAGGUCACUACUACAAAAUGACUUCCAGAGAAUAUCUGGAGAGGUUCUUAGAGUCUCCAGAGCGAUUCGUGAUUCCUGGCUGCCCCUGUCCGCUGCCCCCUCCUCACCUGUUGCCACGGAAACUGAGUGAGGCCCAGGUGAAGAGCCGUUUCCCGCAGCAGGUGGAGAUGAAGGGCUACUGUCCCGUCACGUACCUGGACGGCCAGCAGAGGUACGAGGCCCUGGUGCGCGGAAACACCACGUACGCGGCCGAAUACCGAGAGAGAAUCUACAUCUUUGAGACGGAGGAGAAGCAGGAAAAGUUUCUGAGAUCUCCAGAGACAUACUGGGACCAGACACUGCCGCACAAGCUCCCACCAAUGGGAGAGCCGGUCCAGCUUACAUCUUUACCAAUGCUGGGCUACAUGGAACAGGGUAUGGCGAAAGCUAUUAUCAAAGCCAUGACUGCGGUGGGCUGCCUUAAGCCAAAGUUCCCCUACCUGAGUGUGAAACGAUCAGCCCUGCUGUACCUGGCCUUCCACCUGAAAGCCUUCAACCCCAAGAACCCAGACUACAUCCGUCAGAAGUACAAGAAGAGGCUGGCUCAGUUUGAGGAGAUCUGUGAACUCAUUCCCUACCUGGGAUCAAACAUGACGCGCAAGUACAAACCUCCCCCUGACCGGCCCACAGACUUUGAGCCCAAGCUGAAGAGGUUUCUGGCACUGGAGGAGUCAACCAAAACUGCUUCAGGCCUCUUACAACUAGGAGGGAGUUAA
Molecule: messenger RNA, 5286 nt
Organism: Chanos chanos (milkfish)
Lineage: Eukaryota; Metazoa; Chordata; Actinopteri; Gonorynchiformes; Chanidae
Gene: ak9
Product: adenylate kinase 9
Exons: 35
Coding region: 1-5286 (1761 amino acids)
Biological process (GO): nucleobase-containing compound metabolic process
Molecular function (GO): nucleobase-containing compound kinase activity; ATP binding
Source: RefSeq, a predicted model, not a curated record